This is a messenger RNA of Hevea brasiliensis (rubber tree), 1200 nucleotides long. RefSeq names its product PHD finger protein ING2. Lineage: Eukaryota; Viridiplantae; Streptophyta; Magnoliopsida; Malpighiales; Euphorbiaceae. The coding region runs from base 119 to 913 and encodes 264 amino acids. The transcript is spliced from 7 exons. Gene Ontology annotation, cellular component: nucleus. The record is from RefSeq and is a predicted model, not a curated record.
AACUAUUCUAAACGACACCGUUUUGCUCCUCCUUCUCAUCCCGCUAAACGCAGCACACAAGAACGAACUCGCUGCCGCGAAACCCUAGAACCCGAACGAGAAGAAAAGAAACCCAAAUAUGGCAAUCGCCCGAACUGGAGUCUACGUCGACGAUUACCUAGAGUAUGCAAGCACAUUACCGGCUGAGCUUCAAAGACUUCUCAAUACUAUCAGGGAACUCGACGAACGAUCCCAUUCAAUGAUAAACCAAACCAGGCAGCAAACAAAUUACUGUUUGGGAUUGGCAUUACAAGGCUCAAAGAGAGGGAAUGGUACUUAUAAUAACGGCAAUAAUGAAGAGGAUGAUGCUGUUGAGAGAAUGAGAAAGGAUAUGGAGGCAAAUCAGGAUAAUGCAUUGAGUUUAUGCACUGAGAAGGUUUUAUUGGCACGGCAAGCUUAUGACCUUAUAGACAGCCAUAUAAAACGACUGGAUGAAGAUCUGAACAACUUUGCUGAAGAUUUGAAGCACGAGGGAAAAAUAUCAGCAGAUGAGCCAGCAAUACUUCCCCCGCAACCUAUACUAGUCCCUAAAAUUGAAAAACGCAAGUUCUUUUAUGGAACACCAUCAAAAAGGAUUGAUUUCAGGGAGAGGGAAUGGGAUCGAGAACGUGAUAGGGAUUUUGAGCUCAUGCCACCUCCAGGGAUUAAGAAGGAUUUCAAUGUCUCUGUUGAUGUUGAUCAACCCAUUGAUCCAAACGAACCUACCUACUGUGUCUGCCACCAGGUGUCCUUUGGAGAUAUGAUUGCCUGUGACAAUGAAAAUUGCGAGGGAGGUGAAUGGUUCCACUACGCAUGUGUUGGUCUGACACCAGAAACGAGGUUCAGGGGAAAAUGGUAUUGUCCAACCUGCAGACUGCUACCUCAAUGUCAAUGAUAAUAUGUACAUGAAUUUCAUUAUUUCAGCUGCUUUCUUGAUUUAUUCCCUCUUGUUGGCAAACACGAGUAUUAUGAUAAGUAAUUUAGUCAAAUAGAGCCAAGUUCUGUUGCAAGUAACAACUCUCCAAUUUCAAUCCUUCAUAGUCCACUGGUUCAGCUUUAUCCGAAUUUACAGCAACAGUGUUCUGGCAAUGCCUUCAAUGCUACUGGUGUGAACUAUAGGCAUGUAUACAAUGAUAACAAAGCUUGCUUGCCACUAAUAUUCAGGAUCAUUUUUUGGUGUUA